Myotis brandtii (Brandt's bat) is the source of this 3636-nucleotide messenger RNA. RefSeq names its product synaptopodin 2-like (gene SYNPO2L). Gene Ontology annotation, cellular component: actin cytoskeleton; Z disc; nucleus. Gene Ontology annotation, biological process: positive regulation of actin filament bundle assembly. The record is from RefSeq and is a predicted model, not a curated record. The coding region runs from base 94 to 2337 and encodes 747 amino acids. Lineage: Eukaryota; Metazoa; Chordata; Mammalia; Chiroptera; Vespertilionidae. Gene Ontology annotation, molecular function: actin binding. The transcript is spliced from 5 exons.
AGCCAGACAGACAGGCCGGACGGGGUACCAGCACCCCGAUUCCUCUCCCUGGGACACUGUCCACACUCCGAGGGCCAUAGGCCAACCUGAGCCAUGGGUGCUGAGAAGGAGGUGCUGGUCACACUGUCAGGGGGAGCCCCCUGGGGCUUCCGACUUCAGGGGGGGGCCGAGCAGAGGAAACCCUUACAGGUAUCCAAGAUCCGAAGACGGAGCCAGGCUGGCAGAGCAGGACUCCGAGAGAGGGACCAGCUUUUGGCCAUCAAUGGGGUCUCCUGCACCAGCCUCUCUCACGCCAGUGCCAUGAGCCUCAUCGAUGCCUCAGGGACUCAACUCAUCCUCACUGUGCAGAGGGUAGAGGAUGAAGGGCCUUUGCGAUCUCCAUCCCCUGGUGAGCUUCAGGUGCUGUCACCUUUAUCUCCGAUGAGUCCUGAGCCCCCUGGUGCUCCAGUUCCCCAGUCUCUUCAGCCUGGGAGCCUCCUCUCACCCCCUGAUAGUGAGGCUUACUACGGAGAAACAGACAGUGACGCUGAUGGCCCUGCCACCCAGGAGAAGCCCCGCCGACCCCGCCGCCGAGGCCCCACAAGGCCCACCCCUCCAGGAGCCCCACCUGAUGAGGUCUACCUGUCUGACAGCCCUGCAGAGCCGGCACCUGCUAUCCCUGGCCCUUCCAACCAGGGUGACAGCCGUGUGAGCUCCCCAUCUUCGGAGAAUGGGGCCACCCUUAAGCCACCCCCAGCCGAGGCCCUGCUGUUGCCCCAUGGUACCCUCCGGCCUGGCCCUCAUCUCAUCCCUAUGGUGGGGCCUGUUUCCCACCCGGUGGCAGAAGAUCUUACUACCACCUACACCCAGAAGGCCAAGCAAGCCAAACUGCAGCGGGCAGAGAGCCUCCAGGAGAAGAGCGUGAAGGAGGCCAAGACCAAAUGCCGGACGAUUGCGUCCCUGCUGACGGCAGCCCCCAACCCCCACUCCAAGGGGGUGCUUAUGUUUAAGAAAAGACGGCAGAGAGCCAAGAAAUACACCCUGGUGAGCUUCGGGUCUGCAGCUGGGACAGGCGCCGAGGAGGAGGAAGACGGGGUCCCUCCGACGAGCGAAUCCGAGCUGGACGAGGAGGCCUUCUCCGACGCCCGCAGCCUCACCAACCAGUCCGACUGGGACAGCCCCUACCUGGACAUGGAGCUGGCCAGGCCGGGCUCAGGCGCAGCUGAGGGCCCGGGAGGGCAGCUGACUGAGGCCUCGGGGAGAGGGGUCCAGCUCUCUCGCACGGGCAUCCUGCAGGAGGCCCGGCGUCGGGGGACUCGGAAGCAGAUGUUCCGGCAGGGGAACGAGGAGACGAAGAACUCUCCCAACCCCGAGCUGCUGUCGCUGGUGCAGAACCUGGAUGAGAAACCCCGGGCCGGGGGUGCGGAGUCUGGCCCGGAGGAGGAUGCGCUGAGCCUGGGGGCUGAAGCCUGCAACUUCAUGCAGCCACCAGGGGGCAGGAGUUACAAGACCCUGCCUCACGUGACACCCAAAACCCCGCCCCCCAUGGCUCCUAAGACCCCGCCCCCUAUGGCUCCUAAGACUCCACCCCCAGUGGCUCCCAAGCCCUCAUCUCGAGGGUUCCCCGAAGGGCUAGUAAAUGGGGCGGCCCCUUCUGCUGGAACCCCUGAGCCACCCAGGCUUCAGGGCCGGGGUGGGGAGCUGUUUGCCAAGCGGCAAAGCCGAGCGGACAGGUUCGUGGUAGAGGCCGCACCUAGUCCUGGCCUCGGCCCUCGGCCCCGAAGCCCUUCUCCUACUCCCUCGCUGCCCCCUUCCUGGAAAUACUCACCCAAUAUCCGAGCCCCGCCUCCUAUUGCUUACAACCCACUGCUCUCACCCUAUUUCCCCCAGGCUGCCCGAACGCUCCCUAAUAAGGCCCAAUCCCAGGGGCCGCGGGCAACCCCCAAGCAAGGCAUCAAGGCUCUGGAUUUCAUGCGGCACCAGCCCUACCAACUGAAAACUGCCAUGUUCUGUUUUGAUGAGGCUCCCCAGACUCCUGGUCCCACCUCCUCAGGGCCCCCCAAAACGGCCCGAAUCCAGGAAAUCCGCCGAUUUUCCACUCCAGUACCCCAACCCACUGCAGAACCCCUGGCCCCCACUGUGCUUGCCCCCAGAGCAGCCACUACAUUGGACGAGCCCAUCUGGAGGGCAGAGCUGGCCUCAGUCCCUGUCCUCAGCCCAGCCCCUCCUCCAGAGUCUCCCAGGGGUCUUGGGACCUCACCCAGCUCCUGUGGCUUCCAGGUAGCCAGGCCCCGGUUUUCCGCCACCAAAACGGGAUUGCAGGCUCAGGUGUGGAGGCCUGGUGCAGGCCACCACUGAGCAGGGCACAGCUCCCAGGACCAAGGAGAACUAGUUGCUUCUCCAGUGCCUAAAGUUGCUUCUCCUACCCAAUCCACCCCCUCUCUCGGGCAUUUGGAGGUUAAGUUCCCUCCUGCCAGAGGUAGUUUUGGAGUUGGUGUCCCAUCCCUGUUCCUCCUGGCUCCCAACCUCCCUGCUGCUUUCCAACCUAAUACUUCUGCUUUGGUAUCUGUGCUUCUCUUUGUCUCUGUAGUUUCUUGCCUGGAUCUUUGUCUUUAUCUCUAGGUCUCUCCACCCAUGUUCCCUCACUGGUCUGUAUUUCUCUACUUUGUUCUUUUCUCUGUGAACUUCAUAACAUUCAAUGAGAAGUAUACAGAGAAGCUACCACUGAGCACUCAACAAGAAUCUCACCACCAGGCAGGCAGCAAUGAAACGGAAUUGAUCCUUGUUUGCUCUAAGUUAUUCUCUACUGCUCAUCUUUUCCAAACUUGGCUGGCAUAUACCUCGGCAUGUACGUAUGCGUAUGUAUGUGUGUACGCAUACGCAAGUGUACAGAUGUGCUCUUCUGUCUGAGGCAAGAGUAAGAGGACAGAUCUAAAUAAAGACCUAAUGUGGGUCUCACCCUUGCACUGAUGAAAGAAGGGUGAGAUGACCCCACAUGGAUAAUCUAGGGGAGAAAGAGGCUCACUACAGUUGAAGACUAGCAUCUGUAACUGGUAUACAGCAUCUUGUGAAACGUAUGGAGUAUGGGGAGACGUGAAGGACCAAGGCAGUUUGUAUGGGCUGCAUUAUACCAGUUAGAUCAGGAAUCGAACUAAAAAUUCUAUUCCUCAGGAUUUCAGACAGUUAGCAACUUGACAGGCCCAUGCUGGGCAACAAGCACCCAGGAAGUGAACAAAAAGAAAAAUUUCCUCUGAGAAUGAACAAAUCAUUGGCUUCACGUCCUCUAAGCCUCGGACAGACAGAAAGAAGAGAGCCAUGGUGUGGAAAAUGAGGCAGAACCAGGAGCAGAGCAGAAAUUAAUGAAAUCAAUUGAGCCACAAAGAGGAGCAUGGUGAGACAGUGAGAAUGCAGUGUUGGCAGAGAGUAAAGUUAGGUAACAAGAAACCAACUGUGGGCAAGAGGAGGAUUUGGGGGGAAUUGUGAUGGAGAAGAAUGCAUUUGUUAGAGUGAAGUGGAUGAUGGUGGGGGGAUGUCAGAGUAUAUACUGAGUGUUGAAAAAACAGUUGGUAUCUGUGCUACCUCCUUUGAGUCUGUCCCUCUGUCUUCUCUUUUUUAAAAUUUAAAAGUAUAUUUUUUAUUGAUUUUUUACAGAGAGGA